UAUACAUUUUUCAGACCGACUGUAGGUGUAGACAUAAUGUUAUUUAUUUAAUUUUGCUGUUGUGUACUUCUGUAGCAGGCCGUAACUAAUAAAAUUUAAUAUCACAUGUAAAUUAUCAGUGUUAUACUACUAUCAAAUAUAUAAAUAAAGCUAGAAGCAAACAAAUUAAGACUGUCGACCUAGAUAGUGUGUAUUUAUGGCUCUUGUCGCCUUGCUAUAGAAAUACGACAGCUGAUUAUAAACUUACUUUGAUUAUUAACUUUGACAAAAAUCUGAAUACAUAAGACAUUAAUUAUAAAGUUGGAACAUUUCUUUGAAUAAAUUAUGUCUGAGAGUGGAGACAGUGAUGCAUCUUGGAUUUUCUAUAAAGAUAGGCCAGAUUGGAGUGAUGUGACUCCAAUACCAGAGGAUGAUGGUCCAGCACCUGUAGUUGUCAUUGCCCACUCUGAAAAAUUUGAAGAUGUAUAUGACUACUUCAGAGCAAUAUUAAAGACCAAUGAAAAAUCUGAAAGGGCAUUGCUACUUACUAAGGAUGCUGUUGAAUUCAAUCCAGCAAAUUAUACAGUGUGGCAAUAUAGGAGAGAUCUUCUUCAAGCAUUAGGCACUGAUCUGAAAACGGAAUUAGAAUAUGUGGAAGCUGUUAUCAAACAGUCGCCAAAAAAUUAUCAGGUAUGGCAUCAUAGAAGGGUCCUAAUCGAGUGGCUUCAAGAUCCAUCUCUAGAGUUGGAAGUAACUGGUGAUGCUCUUCAACAGGACCCUAAAAAUUACCAUGCUUGGCAACACAGACAAUGGGCUAUAAAGACGUUUGGACUCUUUGAUAAGGAGAUGGACUUUGUGGAUACUUUAAUUAAUGAAGAUGUCCGAAAUAAUUCUGCAUGGAAUCAGCGUUACUUCAUUAUGAACAACCACCUCGGCUGGUCCGAUUAUAAUGUUCAGAAGGAAAUAUGCUACGCCUUAGAAAAGAUCAAGUUUGUUAAAAACAAUGAAAGUGCUUGGAAUUAUUUACGAGGAGUUUUGCUUCACGAUAAGCGAGGAAUGAGUGGUAAUGCAGUUGUGACAUCGUUUUGUGAGGAACUUUAUAAAAAUAAAUGUCGGUCACCAUAUUUACUUGCGUUCAUUAUUGAUAUCUGUGAGGAAAAUCUCAAGAAAGGCGAGACGAGCUGCGUGUAUAAUUCCGAAAGAGCAAUCGACCUAUGUCAAGCCCUGGCCACUAAGUAUGAUAAAAUAAGAUCCAAAUAUUGGAAUUAUUUUAGUGAAAAAAUUAAGGCAUUGCAAAAUAUUAAAACAGUAGAACAAAAUAAUAUGGAGGAAUAAAGUUUGUAUUCGAAAAGAACCUUGAAUUAGAUUACUGUGGUUAAUAAUAAAUCAAUUAAUUAAUGCAAAACUUUUUUACCGAGAUACAACCAUAGUAAAAUCAACACUUAUAAAAUUAAAUAUAUUUAUUUAG
Messenger RNA from Vanessa atalanta (red admiral), 1447 nucleotides. RefSeq names its product protein farnesyltransferase/geranylgeranyltransferase type-1 subunit alpha (gene Fnta). The transcript is spliced from 5 exons. The coding region runs from base 325 to 1314 and encodes 329 amino acids. The record is from RefSeq and is a predicted model, not a curated record. Gene Ontology annotation, molecular function: CAAX-protein geranylgeranyltransferase activity; protein farnesyltransferase activity. NCBI's taxonomy places the organism in Eukaryota, Metazoa, Arthropoda, Insecta, Lepidoptera, Nymphalidae. Gene Ontology annotation, cellular component: CAAX-protein geranylgeranyltransferase complex; cytoplasm; protein farnesyltransferase complex. Gene Ontology annotation, biological process: protein farnesylation; protein geranylgeranylation.